Messenger RNA from Linum tenue, 2407 nucleotides. NCBI's taxonomy places the organism in Eukaryota, Viridiplantae, Streptophyta, Magnoliopsida, Malpighiales, Linaceae. The record is from the annotation of a GenBank genome assembly.
AAACAAUUUUUGCUGUUGUUCGUUACUUCUUUUCCUCUUCCUCGUUCGUCUUCUUCCUUUAGCUCGCUUGAUUUCCCUCGAUCAUACCCACUGAUCAACCCCAUGGCGUACGAGGACGAUCCUUAUCGUGAUGAGGACGGAGAGCCUUUGAUGGAUUACGACGAUAUACAAUCGGACGGAUAUCAAUCCCCUGGAGUUCCUGACGACUUUAUCGACGACGACGUUUCCAGAACUCCCGUCUAUGACGCGGACAAAUCCUCCAAGCCGAGGAAGAGGCUGGUGAAGAAGAGCGACGGCGGUAGAGACAGUUAUGCAGCUCCGCCGGAGCUAGUGGACGAGGACGAGGACGACCAAGGGUACGAUGCGAGGGAAUACUCUCGGGAUAGGGAAGGAUCGGCGGAAGGGAAGAAGAGGAGGAGAUUGGGAAAGGAGGGGAUAGGGGGCUCUGGCAAGGAGAGGAAGAAGUUGUUCUCCAAAGGGGAGAAGAGGUUUGGGAGUAGCUCUAAAUCCGGAGGAGGGAUGCCGAAGAGGGGAGCUUAUUCUGGAAGGUUAGUUGCUGGAAAGGAUGAUGGUGAGGUCAAGGAAAUGUGGGACACCAUUGCUGGUGGCGAUUCCGAGGAUGAUAAAGAAGGCUUGAGGACUAUGGAUGAUGAUAACUUCAUUGAUGAUACUGGUGUAGAUCCAGCCGAUCGGUAUGGAAGUGAUAAUGAACAACGGUCUCUCGGUGAUGUUCCUCAGGCAGAGGAGGGUGAAGAGGAUGAUGAAGUAAACCAGCUUUUUAAAAUGGGCAAGAAACGGAAGAAGAAUGAGAGAAGCCCUGCCGAGAUUGCAUUGUUAGUGGAGAAUGUCAUGGCGGAGCUUGAAGUCACUGUUGAAGAAGAUGUUAAACUAAAUUUGAGGGGGAAACCUGCUAUUAACAAACUAAAGAAGUUGCCUCUUCUUACUGAUGUUCUCUCUAAGAAGCAGCUUCAGCAAGAAUUCAUAGAUCAUGGAGUUCUGACGCUGCUGAAAAAUUGGCUUGAACCCCUUCCUGAUGGAAGCUUGCCCAACAUAAACAUCCGUGCGGCAGUUCUAAGAAUUCUAACUGAUCUUCCUAUUGAUCUGGAGCAGUAUGAUAGAAGGGAGCAAUUAAAGAAGAGUGGGCUUGGAAAGGUUAUAAUGUUUUUAUCAAAAUCUGAUGAAGAAACCACUUCCAACAGAAAACUGGCCAAGGAUCUGGUUGAUAAAUGGAGUCGACCAAUAUUCAAUAAGAGCACGAGGUUUGAGGACAUGAGAGGUGCUGAAGACGAACGUGCUUACAGAAGGCCACCACCAAGAAGACCAGCGAGCAAUUCUGUUGGGAUGGAAUCUAGAGAUGGUGAUCUUGAUUUGGACAUGGCACGGGGAAGGAAGUCUGGCCAGUCAUCAUCGUCAUCAUCCAGGCAACAACAGCUCACUACCAGGCCAGAAGCAACACCAUUGGAUUUCUUGGUCCGUCCACAGUCCAAGAUAGAUCCCGAAGAAAUUAGAGCACGUGCUAAACAAGCUGUACAAGAUCAACGGAGAAUGAAGAUGAAUAAGAAGUUGCAGCAGCUGAAGGCUCCAAAGAAGAAGAGUUUACAAGCUUCAAAGCUCAGUGUCGAAGGCCGUGGCAUGCUCAAGUACUUGUAAUGUUGCUGUACUCUCUUUGUCCUCUGCCAGCCUGAUCAUUCUCCCUCUGGGCUCCCCCCCCUUAUGUCUGAUCCGUAUGGUGAGGGACUCGACAUUCACAACGUUCAAGUCAAGCUGGUCCCUCGUUGGGAAAUCUCGUGCUGGCCGUCACUCGAUAGCUCGUGUGCCAUUGUUGCCGCAACUGGUUGCAAGUUGAUGGUCAUUAUCGACUGUCGGGUCGAGAUGAAUUCACGCUGCUUUUGCCUUCCCUUGUGCGAGAGUAAUAAGAACUAACCCUGUCUCCUGAUUUCUGCAAUUCUUCCUGGAGGGAACAAAGUAUAGGGUAAAGUAACCGAGUUGGAUUAUCUCCUGGGUAUAUUUAAGGAUCAAGUGCUGUUUUACGGGUGUCUUACAUAGCGGGUGGUUGUGAAUUGUGGUCAUUCGUUCGUGUACGCUACAAACGAGUUCAAUGUAAUGUUAAUUUGCUGCUGCAAGGAUUAGACUCCUGAUUGGAUUGUGAUCAUUAAGCCAUGUUUUGAUUUUUGGUUUAGAAUUAGCAUAUGAAUCUAGUUGGUAAUAGCUAGCUACGCAUUGGGAUGCCAGCUAAUCCAAAGUUAACCAUCUUCUACACCAUCUCUUGUCAAAUAAACUUUGCUUUAGUCUUAAAUAAGCUGUAAUACUUUAAUUAGAAAUCGAAGUGUAAUUAUCAGACUGAUCCAGGCUUGAUCCCAUAAAGUCAUGAUAGUAAUAUAAUAGCGUUUAAGAUAGUCUAAGGGCC